Ooceraea biroi (clonal raider ant) is the source of this 1293-nucleotide messenger RNA. RefSeq names its product pyruvate dehydrogenase E1 component subunit alpha, mitochondrial. Gene Ontology annotation, molecular function: pyruvate dehydrogenase (acetyl-transferring) activity. NCBI's taxonomy places the organism in Eukaryota, Metazoa, Arthropoda, Insecta, Hymenoptera, Formicidae. The record is from RefSeq and is a predicted model, not a curated record. Gene Ontology annotation, biological process: pyruvate decarboxylation to acetyl-CoA.
CGCCAAACAAUCUUUCAAGCAUGUAUGCAAUUUGGACGCAAUCCAGAUUAUUACUUAAUCGCUACGGCGUGAAAACGCGAUGCAAUUUACUAGCGCAUCGUCGUGGUAUUGCGAAAGAAGCCGUGGUAGAAACGAAGUACGAUUUGUACCGCCUUGACAAAGGGCCGUCUGAAAAAGCGACAUUAACCGUGGACGAUGCGACGUACGCCCUGAAGAUGAUGAACUACGUGCGUCGAAUGGAAAACAAAGCCGCGGAGCUCUACAGAGAGCGGCUCAUCAACGGUUUCCUGCACUUAUACGCCGGUCAGGAGGCCGUGGCCGUAGGCCUGAGGAUGGCCAUAAGCGAGCCAGACACCGUCAUCACGGCGUACAGGUGCCACGGCUUCGCCGUCGUAUUCGACGCCCCGGUUCGCUCGGUCCUUGGGGAACUCAUGGGCCGCAAAACGGGCCCGGCCAAGGGCAAAGGCGGCUCUAUGCACAUGUACGCACCCCGAUUCUACGGUGGCGACGGUAUCGUCGGCGGACAGGUACCGAUCGGCACCGGUAUUGCUCUGGCGCACAAGUACAAGGGCACGGGCGGCGUGUCCAUCACGUUGUACGGGGAUGGCGCGGUAUCGCAGGGCCAGGUCUACGAGGCGUGGAACAUGGCGAAACUGUGGAACCUGCCGGUGGUGUACAUCUGCGAGAACAACAGGUACGGCAUGGGCACGGCCGUGCACCGGCACUCCGCCAACACCAAGCUGUACACGCGCGGAGACCUCAUACCGGGGAUAAAGGCUGACGGAAUGAAGGUGGUGGAUGUGCGAGAGGCCGUACGCUUUGGUCGAGAUUACGCGCUCAGAAACGGCCCGAUCGUGAUUGAGAUCACGACCUAUCGUUACUAUGGACACAGCAUGAGCGAUCCCGGGGUCGGGUAUCGAAGUCGAAAGGAGAUUAAGACGGUUAAAGCGGAACAAGAUCCAAUUAUGCUAUUUAACAAGCUCGUCUUGGAGAAAGGACUGAUGACCGAGAAAGAUGUCCAGGCGAUACGAGAUUCAGCCUACAAAAAGGUCGAUCAGGAAAUGAAGCAAGCCAAGGCCGACGAGUGGCCAGAUAUGUCGGAAAUCGCGACCAACAUUUACGUCAAACCAUUGGAAAAAGUUCGUGGUAAAGUCCCUUGGGAAAUAUAUUAGAAACAAUGUCAUCAAGUCUUUCAUUGUAAAGUUAUUCAUAAUAUAUAUUUUCAAUGAAAACCUUACAAAAAUAAACUUCGAAUUUUUCAUGUGACUCUUCACAAUAAAUAAUCUAAAGCUG